This is a messenger RNA of Necator americanus (New World hookworm), 1995 nucleotides long. RefSeq lists its product as uncharacterized. Gene Ontology annotation, molecular function: small GTPase binding. The coding region runs from base 1 to 1995 and encodes 664 amino acids. The record is from RefSeq and is a predicted model, not a curated record. NCBI's taxonomy places the organism in Eukaryota, Metazoa, Nematoda, Chromadorea, Rhabditida, Ancylostomatidae. Gene Ontology annotation, biological process: protein import into nucleus. The transcript has 17 exons. Gene Ontology annotation, cellular component: cytosol; nuclear envelope.
AUGGGGGCUAGGUCUGCGGAAUAUUUCAGCGUCGAUCGUCUGGUUUUCGGGCAGCAGUUCCUACCACAACAUUCCUUGCGAGCCCUAGAAGCAGCAGAGCAUAUCCCCUUGGUUUUGAAGAACGACGAAAAAAAUAUCAACAUUUUGUUUCGACAAUGUGAUAGUGGGACUACGCAGCCUCAAACCCCCUCCCCGUGUUCAAGACAGCGAGGAUUCACCCCGCAACUUCUCAAUAUCGUCUGUGAUGGCUCUAUUGCUGAACCUGUUCGCCAGGCGGCUGUCAUUUAUUUUAAGAAUGCAGUUGUGCGCUUGUGGGAGGUUGAUGAGGAAGCUGGUGAGAAAUCUGGGAACCUAGAUGUUUGUUUGGCAGACAAUGACAAAGCAUUGAUAAAAGAGGGUAUUCUUGACGCUGUUUGUGCUGCAAGCGAAUCGUUAAGAACUCAGUUGUGCAUUGCGGUUCAGCAGAUUAUUCGGAUGGAUUUUCCUGACAGAUGGCCUCAAUUCAUAGCGCAGCUUACGACGAAGCUCUCAAAUCCACCAGAUGCGUCUGUGUUGUCUGCUGGCCUCCUGAUGCUUUAUCGACUUUCCAAAGUUUACGAGUUCAAAAGAAACAAAGAUAGGGAUGAUAUCGCGGGACCUAUUUCUAAGCUCGAACCUUUCGUGUACUAUCAUUGUAAUCAGUUGCUGAAUAAUCAGUCUGCUGGGUCUGUUCUCAUCCAAAGUCAGGGCUUAAAGAUUAUCUAUGUUCUGACUCAAUUUUCUAUCCAUUUUGAAAUGCUUGCUGUACCUCGUCUUGAUGUAUGGAUCAAAUUUUCUAUUGAUGUUCUUAUGCGGGAGUGUCCUCAAGAGCUCAGUUCACUCGAAGAUAAGGAUGAGCGAGCACACACUGUUUGGUGGAAGUGCAAGAAAUGGGCAGCGAAGAUUUUGGAUAGGAUUUUCGAUAGAUACGGCUCUCCCAAUCAAGUUGAGAAGCAGUACGCUGCAUUUGCCAACCACUUUUUGGUGAACUGGUCUCGACCUGCGCUGGCGGCGAUGUUGAUGAUACUGAACGCUCAUCGCAAUGGAAUCUUUGUCUCGGACAGAGUACUAUUCCUCGCUCUAUCUUUCACGAACACUGCAGUGGCUCAUUCUCAUUGUUGGCGAACCAUGAAACCUCAUGCAUUGGAGUUGAUUAAGACAGUUCUGUUUCACUUGAUGUCAUACACUAAAGCAGAUGAAGAGAUGUGGGAAGACAAUGCAGCGGAAUUUGUUCGAUUCAAAUUCGACAUCUUCGAAGAUUUACAUAACCCAGCAGCUGGUGCUGGAGCACUCUUGCGUGGGUUAGCUAAACGCAAGGAUAUUGUCCAACCAGUUCUUUCUUUUGCUGUACAGGUAUUACAACAAUCUAGUAACUCAUACGAGGUUGAAGGGGCUCUACGCAUGAUUGGAGAACUCAAUCAGCACUUAACAAAAAGCAAGAAAUACAAGAAGGAUGUGGAACGCAUGCUUGAUGCUUUGGUUAUCAGCCGUUUACACGACCCUUCGAAGUUCAUUAGAGCUCGUGCUGCGUGGUGCUUGAAGGAGUACAGCGAUACAUUCUUCCAUACAAAGUCCAUUAUUGUCAAGGCAAUUGAUGGUCUAAUUCAAAUAAUGUGCGAUCCUAACGAGGAAUUGCCUGUGAAGGUGGAAUCGGCUCUUGCAAUUCAGAGUUUUCUCGAAGACCAGGAGAGAGCUCAUGCACUUACAAAACCACAUGUUCGUUCACUGGUUCUCCAAAUCCUUGAUAUUGUUUCGAAAGCUCAAAUUGAUGAAGUGAUUGGUGUCGUUGAUGAAUUGCUGGAACAAUUUGUUGAAGAGGUCAUCCCUGUAGCUGCCGAAGUAGCUGAACAUCUGGUCUUCCUUCACCAUCUCCGUCCAAAACUUUCUCUUUACGUCCGGGUGGCUUUUGCCAGUUUUGGUCUAGGAGUAUCCUCAAGGCAACUUGGGCAAGGCGAUCCGAUGAAUGACUCCUUAUAA